UGAAUGCUUUUGUGACUCGAGGGGUGAGUAAUACCUUCAAUAUAUAAAGCUCUGUUAGGAUCGUUCAACCCAAGUUCUCUUUUUCGUUCUCAUACAUCAAUAUCAUCUACUCGAGCAGCUCGAUCAAGUUCUACAACCAGCGUCUCGCCCAGACUUGCAACAUGGAGGAUGACAUGGCUGGUUAUCCAAAUGCUGGUCAUCCAAAUGCCGGUUAUCCAGAUGUCGGAGGCCCCGGCGGCCCUGCACCUGAAGACACCCAAGGUCAGAUGGAACAAAGACCAGGUGCGGGCGACAGACCAGGCAUGGACAACAGACCACAUGCGGAUCCCGAAGGGAAAUGUAUAGAGUUGUUGGCUGGCUACACCGCGGAUGGUCGUGCCUACCCUGCUGCUGCAGUAUCGGUACCGUUCACUGCAGAUCCUCAAGAGCGUCAAAGGGUGCUUGAAGAUGCCAUGCAAUCUCGCGAAGACCAGAGGGGUCUUGGCGGGAGUAACCCCUAUGUCGAAGACCACUUCAUCCCGGAAAGCUUCAAGCAAUGGCUGCGUGAUGAUGGGAAAGUUGUAUUCGUAGAGUUCGAGGGCAGGAAGUUCACACGUGCACUCCCCCUUGGGGAAGCUAUACUUCGGUUUCUGCGCGAGAAACGGGGCCGUGGACUCUCUGACGGAGAAAUCCGGAGGGAAGCACAAGGCAGAACGCUCUUGAACAUGCUCCGGUGGCUGGGAGACCAGGGAGAACCUACAUACUUGGACUACUGGUCCGCGAUGACUAGCCGAAUAAGAGAACGAGGACGAAUAAGACAGGCAGAGAAUCGGAUGCAGCCGGCCCGUUACCGUCGUGGUCCUCCUCCUCCUCAUCCUCCACACCUGUUCGGUGGAGAUAUGCCGAUGGGUGAGAUGGGCCCUGGAAUGGGGAUGGAUCCGAGAAUGUUCAUGGGUAUGGGUUAUGGUGGAGCGAUGCCGCCACCACCACCACCUCCUCCUCUAGAGUACUUCCGACACGCACGGGAGCAUAGACGUCCAAGGAGACCCUCUUUUCCACACGGACACGGAUAUGGACCGUCAGGUCACGGAUUUCAUGGGGGCUGGCCUGGACCUUAUGGCGGCGGAGGCGCAGGCGGGUACUAUUGAGAGAAGAUGGGAAGCAGAUGGGCCUCUUUCAAUGAGUAGUUUAGAGUAUGUGUUGGUUUUAUAUGGCAUUAUUUGAUGGAGUUUAAAUGUAUUUCCUUCUUCUUGCUUUCUGUAUUGACUUUUUGAUACUUUAUUAUAUCGUAAUUGAGUACUAUGUCAGAGCAGAUAUAAACAUAUUGAAAUUUAUAUGCAACUUAUGGCUUCCAAAUCAAGAAGAGGGAAAAUGUCAGCGCGUGUACAGGUAAUCUGUUGCAUCAUCCAUCUGCAGCAG
Messenger RNA from Paecilomyces variotii, 1398 nucleotides. RefSeq lists its product as hypothetical. The record is from RefSeq and is a predicted model, not a curated record. The transcript has 2 exons. Bases 162 to 1127 code for a protein of 321 amino acids. NCBI's taxonomy places the organism in Eukaryota, Fungi, Ascomycota, Eurotiomycetes, Eurotiales, Thermoascaceae.